Messenger RNA from Malassezia globosa CBS 7966, 3087 nucleotides. RefSeq lists its product as uncharacterized. Lineage: Eukaryota; Fungi; Basidiomycota; Malasseziomycetes; Malasseziales; Malasseziaceae. The record is from RefSeq and is a predicted model, not a curated record. The transcript has a single exon. The coding region runs from base 1 to 3087 and encodes 1028 amino acids.
AUGGCCUCAGGCCGCUUGCGUUCACGGUCGGUGCGCCAUGACUCGUCGCUGCCAUUAUUCGUCAUUACACCUGCCGAAUCACAAGGUACAGCUUCUGCUGAACCACCACAGGGCCAGGACUUGCUUCUGUCGCCCUCGGUAGCUGAUGUGACGUCGCCAUACGUCCAAGACUUGGAACGUUGGACCCCUGCACCUGAGCCAUCAUUUUCUCGUGAGCGUCGCUCGAAUCGCACACAUGCACGCACGGGAUCGUCAGGCGUGCCACAGAACCGUUCAUCCUCCCCCCUUCCUAGCUUGCCUCAACCUUGUGGACCUCUAGAAGGGGUUCAGGCAAAGCUGCUGCGAUACGAGACAGACGUUUUUAAACCACACAACUGGCGCCGCUGGAUGGGCAUUAACACACUCAAGUCUGUCUCUUCGCUUCCAUCGCUACGUCUGCGCUCUUCCAGCAAUGAUGAGCCGCCGAGCAUCGUUCCUACACGUGAAGCUCGUGCGGAGAGUGCUUGCUCGGACCAUCCCCUUGACACGAUUGGGGUGUUGCAUCGUGAAUCUGCCUCACUGACACCGACAGCGUCGCGCACGACCUCACACCGUCGAUCGUUGUCGAUUCCUACGACGCGAAAUCCUUCGCCUGACUCCUUUCCUCGCGGCCAAGCCGUCUCGUUUGCACGUCCGCCCAUGUCUGAAGACCAGGCGUCUCUUGGUCCUGACGAGACAAGGUCACAGCAUGCGGGCAGAAGAUCUUCUCUGAGCACGGAGGAUCCAGGCGCCAUUCAUGCAAAACAAGUCUCGUCUCUAUCUCGGCGAGCAGUACCUAUUAGCUCUGCUGCAGGGAAAGCGCCUCUUAUUGUACAGCCCCAGCCCCGCGUUCCCUCAGCAUUACUGGAUCGCCGUUGGUCGGGCCAAGACUCGAGCACAUCAAGUCAAGGCGAUGAUACAUCGGACACGUCCGAUCCCAUGGACAACGACGCAAAUGAGUCAAUACAAACGCUGAGUCUUUCUCACUGCAACGUGCUGACGAAUAAAGAACUGCAUGCGAGCAGGCGAAAAAUGCGCAAAUUACCGGCUGAACUUCGCGAUGAAAAUGCCUCACGCCCCGACUCGACUUCCGCCCAAGUCGUUCGGUCUAGCCGGGUGCGUCACACGCCUGAUGAGGUCGGUAGUUCCCGUGCGACGACGCCGAAUCGAACGCCGUCGCCUUUUAUGGAGGGUGGUGUUGGCACUAGGCUGCGCCCAGCGCUCCGCACACCUCAGCGCUCGACCGGAGGCAGUUGGUCGGACGAGAAUGUAGCACCUGAACGCGAAUCCGUCGUGACGCCUCCCGCCUCAUCUGCUGGCUCCAACCGGCCACAUAUGUGGCGCCGACGCGAGCGACGAGCAUGGAACCAAGCAUCAGUUGAAGAAGAAAUCGACGACGAUGAACAGCCGCAACCACGGCCUGUGCAUCGUAGCUCGCACGUGUUUGUUUCACCUGUCCAAUCCGACACACCUGAACUCGUGUAUGAUAUGCUGCAUGAAAAUCAGCGCGGCAUUGUGCUUUUUGGUGUAUCGAAGCGAUUCAGCUCAAAUGUCCUUUUCGUGUGGGAUCCGUCGCCAUGGACCGAUGCCGACGGCUGCAAUACAGCACUCGACACCUCGACCAUGCAGUUGCCUGACUCGACAUGGGAGUGGGUUCAUCCCACUUGGCUCGUAGACAUGACUGGCAACACCGACGAGGAUGGUUGGCAGUACAGCGGCAGUUUCACGGGACUGCGUUUUUGGCGCAAGCCCAUUCAAAGUGCGGCCAAGUCAGGGCCUCGCCACUGGUGGCAGACACUUCACAAGUUUGCACAGUCGAUCGAUGCAAAUCUGAUGGCUCGACGCGAAUCCAAGGAGGCGUCGCGUCCCGACGAAGGAAUGGAGGCAUUCAUGCGCUCUGUACGUUCGCGUUCUGAAAAGUGGACGAGCAAGCCCGGCAUCUGGACGUUUGUGCGUCGAAGGCGCUGGGUUCGUAUGCGUCGUCGCAUCGGCAACGCCCACUUGUCGAAGGGACUCGGGAUUCCAACAGCCGAUGGUUCCUUGGUGCUUGUGUCUGAGACGUGUGCCACAUCUGACAAUGCGAGCACGAAUGACCAAGUACUGCUCGGCUUUGAAAGUGCCAUUGAAGACGAUGUUGACAAUGACGAACAAAACCUCACCGAAAAGCAACAUUUGCUCGUUGCCAUCGAGCGUCUGCACCAUUUGCUACCAUUUUUCAUGAUCCCGUCAUCGCAUUUAGCCGAGGCAUUGCCACCAACGCAACCGCUUAUGGCAUCUGAACUCGAGAAAUGGAGUCGGCAUUUUCGUUUCAUUCUAGAGGAAGAGACGUACCUCCAGAAUCCAUUCUUUGCAUUGGGCUGGAUUCAGCGCUGGCUUGCAAGACCUGAUCUGAAAGAUCUUACGCGUCGACUCCGGCAGCAGGAACGCACGUACCAAAAAACAUACGUUUCAUCUGCUCAACGAAAUGACCGCACAGACCAGCAGCUCAUGAAGGAAAAAAUGCUCCAAUGCGAACAGUGCCUGUCAAUGUCCACGACCUUAUCACUGCCGACGAAGCCGACAGUGGAUGUGGAUGAGUUUUAUCCACACCGCCCUUCGUCGCCAUUUACGCCGAGUGAAUGUCUUCUUCUUUCAAGUCGCGGCUGCUGCAAUGUGCGUCCAUCUAUUGUGCGACAAGCCGUUGUCGAACACAACUUUGCCAUGGUCAUGAACCUGAUGCGUCUGUGCCUUGUAGACCGGUUGCGCGUGGAUUUGUGGCUUAUGUGGCUCCAUGGCUGUCUUAAUGCACCUGAUGAUUCACAUGGUGCCGAAUUAGAAGGCUCUCUAUCGCUUCUGCAGCAAGAGUGGUACCGGAGGCGCUCCAUGUUACACGAUAUGCAGCGUCUUGGACGCACGCCGGCUGCAUUUUCUCCGCUAAUUGAGCGGAUUUUAAGAAAUCGAAUCUAUGACUAUACCCAUUCGGCGCCUAUUCUCUUGGACGUAUGGGAUAUUCUCGUUGCCCAUGUAUGUACCAUCUGCCUUCUCAUCCCUGACCUGGUUUCUUAUUUGCAUGUUUCCCUGAUGUACUAA